CUAUGAAGAGCGAGAAACAGACUUUUUAUUCACAAUUCAUUAGCAACAUAUUCUUUUUUCUACUCAUUCAUUCCAUUGAUUAUUAAUAGUUCUUUCCAUCUAACCCACCACGCAAUAAAAAGGUCUUAAAGUCCAUUUUCCCCAGCUUCCCUUCCAAGAAUCUUACUUCAUAAAUCUCAACAAAUCCAAGAGUAAUAAAGAAAAGUUGGUUUUUUCUUGUUCAGAGAUAAUUAAUAGAUGGGUUUUGAUGAUAUAUGUGGCACGGGCCUUGCUUUAGGAUUUGGGUUUUCAUCAACAGCCAAUAAUCAGAGAUCAAGAAAACCACCAGCUGAUAAAGGGGGAUCUCUUAGUUUUGAACCCUCUCUAACUUUAAGCCUUUCCAAGGAUAAAUCUGCUGAUCAUUUGAGUUCCUCGACCUACUCUAAUGCAAGUGUGAAAAGGGAAAGGGAUAUUGGUAGUGAGGAGACAGAGGUAGAAAGAGUACUUUCUUACAGAGUUAGUGAUGAAGAUCUAGAUGAUGAUGUUUCAAAUGGAAGGAAGAAACUUAGGCUCACUAAAGUACAAUCUGCCCUUUUAGAAGAAAGCUUCAAGCAACAUAGCACUCUCAAUCCUAAGCAAAAGCAGCACUUAGCUAGGAAGCUUAACGUAAGACCUCGUCAAGUGGAAGUUUGGUUUCAGAACAGAAGAGCCAGAACGAAGCUGAAGCAAACGGAGGUAGACUGUGAGUUUUUAAAGAAAUGUUGUGAGACGCUGACUGAUGAAAACAAGAAGCUUUACAAGGAAGUGCAAGAACUGAAAGCUCUAAAACUAGCGCAGCCCUUAUACAUGCAGCUGCCAGCGGCGGCCACCCUCACCGUGUGUCCUUCCUGCGAAAGAGUCGCCGACGCCGGCGAAAAAGCUCCGACGAAGCCUCACUUCUAUGGUCCCUUCACUAGUCCAUCAGCAGCUUGUUAGUUAUCUGCCACUGCAAUAUAUAGGAAUAUUAUUGUUAUUAUUGUCAUGUUAGAUUUUUAAGAAAUCUCCCAAAACCGGCCACUUUUUUUUUUUUUUUGGAUUAAGGGCUAGUGCGCAAAUGAAAUGACGUGUAUAAUCAAUUUGUAUAGAGUUAGAAGGUUACUGACCAUUAAUCAAUAUCUUUAAUUUGUUCUUUGUCGCAGUACAACUGUGUAAAUCUAUAAGGAAUAUACACAUAUGAAGCAAGUAUUUUUUUUAA
Molecule: messenger RNA, 1213 nt
Organism: Nicotiana attenuata
Lineage: Eukaryota; Viridiplantae; Streptophyta; Magnoliopsida; Solanales; Solanaceae
Product: homeobox-leucine zipper protein HAT22-like
Exons: 3
Coding region: 238-954 (238 amino acids)
Biological process (GO): regulation of DNA-templated transcription
Molecular function (GO): sequence-specific DNA binding; DNA-binding transcription factor activity, RNA polymerase II-specific
Source: RefSeq, a predicted model, not a curated record